Messenger RNA from Acipenser ruthenus (sterlet), 3077 nucleotides. RefSeq names its product N-alpha-acetyltransferase 10-like. Gene Ontology annotation, cellular component: NatA complex. The record is from RefSeq and is a predicted model, not a curated record. Bases 171 to 908 code for a protein of 245 amino acids. The transcript is spliced from 8 exons. Lineage: Eukaryota; Metazoa; Chordata; Actinopteri; Acipenseriformes; Acipenseridae. Gene Ontology annotation, biological process: N-terminal peptidyl-glutamic acid acetylation. Gene Ontology annotation, molecular function: protein N-terminal-serine acetyltransferase activity; protein-N-terminal-glutamate acetyltransferase activity.
CUGAUUGGAUUAGAGAGCCGGUACGCUCUUCGGCUCCUCGUGGUUCGGGUCGGGAAAGUUCAAGUAAUAAUAAUAAUAAUAAUAAUAAUAAUAAUAAUAAUAAUAAUAAUAAUAAAAAUAAAAAUAAAAACCUAAAUUAAUUGUGAUUUAAAACGAAAACGCAGAAGAAAAUGAAUAUCCGAAACGCGAGACCGGAUGAUCUCAUGAACAUGCAGCACUGUAACCUGCUGUGCCUGCCAGAGAACUACCAGAUGAAAUAUUACUUGUACCACGGGCUGUCCUGGCCGCAGCUUUCCUACAUCGCUGAAGAUGAAAACGGGAAAAUAGUGGGCUAUGUCCUGGCUAAAAUGGAGGAAGACCCGGAUGACAUUCCACACGGUCACAUCACGUCCCUGGCUGUGAAGCGCUCACACAGACGUCUGGGUUUGGCUCAGAAGCUGAUGGACCAGGCAUCCCGCGCCAUGAUGGAGAACUUCAACGCAAAAUACGUGUCUCUGCAUGUGCGCAAGAGUAAUCGGGCCGCUCUGCACCUGUACUCCAACACACUGAAAUUUCAGAUCAGCGAGGUGGAGCCCAAGUACUAUGCUGACGGUGAGGACGCCUUCGCCAUGAAGAGAGACCUGGCAGUGCUGGCAGACGAGCUGCAAAAGCACCCUGAGGAGAUGGAGAGAGUCGGACCCGAGUUCAACAGUGCCUCGGAGAUCCGCAGAUCAAACCACCUGGGGGGGGGAGGCGGGGCGGAGUGUUGCCAUGACGACAAGUGCAGUGGCGGAGGGGGGGCUGGAGCAGUGCACCCUGGGAAACAGGGGGGUCAGGAGGACAGCGGGGGGGACAGCAAGGACGCGAGCGAGACGACGGAGAGCACAGACCUGAAGGACAGCUCAGAGGCGUCCGAUUCAGCUUCUUAGAGAUCAAAGAUAAUUAAUGAUGAUAAAUAUAACGCAGUGAUUAAUGAGAGAGAGAGCGAGAGAGAGAGAGAGAGAGAGAGAGAGAGAGAGAGAGGCUUCAUAAAUUCAAUGGCAAACGUUUACACUAGAAGUCUUUCAUUUCAAAUUGAAGUAUUUCCACUGAAGACACCUGAGAAAGACUUCUAGUGGAAACGUUUGCCGUUGAAUUUAUGAAGUUUCUUUCAGUGUUUCUGUUGAAGACGUUGAGAAAGACUUCUAGUGGAAACGUUUGCCGUUGAAUUUAUGAAGUUUCUUUCAGUGUUUCUAUUGAAGACGCUGAGAAAGACUUCUAGUGGAAACGUUUGCCGUUGAAUUUAUGAAGUUUCUUUCAGUGUUUCUAUUGAAGACGCUGAGAAAGACUUCUAGUGGAAACGUUUGCCGUUGAAUUUAUGAAGUUUCUUUCAGUUUCUAUUGAAGACGCUGAGAAAGACUUCUAGUGGAAACGCUUGUCAUUGAAUUUAUGAAGUUUCUUUCAGUGUUUCUAUUGAAGACGCUGAGAAAGACUUCUAGUGGAAACGUUUGCCGUUGAAUUUAUGAAGUUUCUUUCAGUGUUUCUGUUGAAGACGCUGAGAAAGACUUCUAGUGGAAACGCUUGCCGUUGAAUUUAUGACGUUUCUUUCAGUGUUUCUAUUGAAGACGCUGAGAAAGACUUCUAGUGGAAACGUUUGCCAUUGAAUUUAUGAAGUUUCUUUCAGUGUUUCUAUUGAAGACGCUGAGAAAGACUUCUAGUGGAAACGUUUGCCGUUGAAUUUAUGACGUUUCUUUCAGUGUUUCUAUUGAAGACGCUGAGAAAGACUUCUAGUGGAAACGUUUGCCAUUGAAUUUAUGAAGUUUCUUUCAGUGUUUCUAUUGAAGACGCUGAGAAAGACUUCUAGUGGAAACGCUUGCCAUUGAAUUUAUGAAGUUUCUUUCAGUGUUUCUAUUGAAGAUGCUGAGAAAGACUUCUAGUGGAAACGUUUGCCGUUGAAUUUAUGAAGUUUCUUUCAGUGUUUCUAUUGAAGACGCUGAGAAAGACUUCUAGUGGAAACGCUUGCCAUUGAAUUUAUGAAGUUUCUUUCAGUGUUUCUGUUAAGAAAGAGAACUCCACUCAACACUGCAGAGCUGUGUAUUAAAGUUGUUCAUUAUUUUGAAAGUGAUGAUUAAAAGUAAAAUGUGUGAAAACACAAUAUUGCUUCUAUAUUUUAUUAAUUCCAGGUGAAAGGGUAUUUGGUGGAACAGGAAGCUGGUUUUAGGGUAAUUGUGGCAAUUAAAUAAAAUAAAAAGUGCUAAAGACAGGAGUUCACGACACAACAUCUAAACAAACUAGAGUGGAGCCAACAUGGUGAAAAUGUUGAAAAAAAAAACCCAGCCCCUUAACAAUCAGCCUGAAAAACGGACGUCACUUUGGCUUAAGUAGCGUGACCUAAAGCACAGGAAGCGAGACUCGCUGGAUCCAGUGGUUAGAGAAAGGGGUUCAAUACCAGGAGGUUCAAAUCCCGGCUCAGCCACUGACUCCCUGUGUGUGUGUGUGUGACCCUGAGCAAGUCACUUCACCUCCUUGUGCUCCGUCCUUCGGAUGAGACGUCAAACAAACGAGCUCCUAUUGGAAGUGACUCUGCAGCAGCAGCAGCAGCAGUUGAUGAUGAUGCAGAGUUCACCCCCCUAGUCUCUGUAAGUCGCUGUGGAUAAAAGUGUCUGCUGAAUGACUCGAUAAUAAUAAUAAUAAUAAUAAUAAACGUGAUGUCAAAACCCUGUUGCUAGCACACACGUUUUUUUGUGUGUGUCAGUUCUCAUAGAGGUGGCUUGACUCGCUCCUUAUGCAAAUAUCAUCCAUGAUGUGAAUUCUGUAUAAAAGAUGUCCCUGCUACAAAUUAAAUGAUUAAAGACUUACUUUCAUCGUUUAACCUGUUUUAACCUGGCUUACAAAUAUAGUUGCUUUUUUUUUAAUCAUUUUAAUUUAUUUUUUUGUAAUUGUGUUUAUAUCCAUCAUUAUUAUCAUUGUUUUCUUCAGUUGUUUUAUUUAGAUGUAUUAUUGCUAUUAUUAUUAUUAUUAUUAUGAAACGAUUGAUUUUAUAAUAAGAGACACCAAGGAUUAAUUUCAAUUUCAGAUUAAUUUAAAAAAAAUAUUGGUUGUGAAUUCGCCGUUUAAAC